This is a messenger RNA of Rotaria sordida, 4254 nucleotides long. NCBI's taxonomy places the organism in Eukaryota, Metazoa, Rotifera, Eurotatoria, Philodinida, Philodinidae. The record is from the annotation of a GenBank genome assembly.
AUGACAACAUCAGAGACAAUACAUCCAGCAUGUCAAUUUCGUAGUGAUAAACCUUGGCUCGAUAAACAAUUUCAUGAUAUUGAACAAACAUCCAUCAAAAAGCCUGAUGAACUAACAUCCGAACUUCAAGAUCCUGAGAGCAAAAUCAAUGAACAAUUGCUCAAUCGUAUUCUUGGUUCUAUAAUUGGAUUACUUUUGGGUGAUGCGCUUGGUGCACAUGUUGAAUUUAGACCACAUGACUUCUUAAAGGCCAAUCCCGUCACUGAAUUACAAGGCGGCGGAACAUGGGGCCUCGAAAAAGGUCAAUUUACCGACGACACAUCCAUGGCUCUCUGUCUCAUGAAUUCACUAAUUGCACGCCAUGGGUUUGUACCGUAUGAUCAAUUAGUUCGCUAUAAAUGGUGGUAUAAGCAUGGUUAUAUGUCAUCAACGGGACUCUGUUUUGAUAUUGGCUCAGCUACUAGUCAAUCAAUCAGAGAAUUUGAAAGACGUCAAACGAUAUUUGCAAAUGAAAACAAUAUUCCUCUUGAUCAAUUAGAUUACUUAUCCGAUUAUAAACUUCUCAAUGAAUUUAAUGUUUAUUGUAGUCAAGAAGACGUAGCGGGAAAUGGUGCUCUCAUGCGUUUAGCUCCCGUACCACUUUUCUUUCAUCGAAAUCCUAAAAUUGCAGUUCAAUAUUCGGGUAUUAGUGGUCGAAUUACACACGGUGAUCAAAAGGCUUAUGAUUCAUGUUGCUAUUUUGGUGCUCUUAUAGUCGCUACCCUUCGAGGCGAAACGAAGAACGACUUGCUCAGUAAUAGAUUCUAUGACGAUCAUAAAGAUUGGUUCAAUGAUGAACCUCUCCAUCCUGAUGUUCAGCAUGUAGCUGAUGGAUCAUUCAAGCGAGCCGGAGGUUAUGAAGAUGGUAUACGAGGUAAAGGUUAUAUUGUUAGUGCUCUCGAAGCUGCUCUAUGGGCUUUCUGGAGUGAUGAAGAUUCAUUCGAGAAAGGUGCUCUUGCUGCUGUUAAUCUUGGUGAUGAUACAGACACAACAGCAGCCAUUUAUGGUGAAUUGGCUGGAACUUAUUAUGGUUACAAGAAUUUACCUCAAAAAUGGCUCGAUAGUAUCUAUGCAAAAAACUUCAUCAUAUGCUUAUGCAAAUGGAUGACAUAUGAGGCAGAAAAGUUUUCUGAUGGUUCAAUUGAUCGUCACGAUUCUGAAGAUCACUCAAUAGUUGAGAGAACAUUCACUGAACAAGACCCGAUAACAAUGGAAGGUUUUCCACCCAUCAUCAUUUCAACACCACCUAAAAUGCCGUCUAUACAGCGUACAGCAAUCGAUCCAGUAGGCAAACUUGGUUCGCUCUAUGAUGCAUAUCGAGAUCGUCUCAUUGUUCAAUCCGAUAAUAUUGUUAAAAAGCAACAACUAUCUGUACUAACUAAAACAAUGAAAUGUUUUGUAAGAAAAGGAAAUUCUCACGAGCAUCUAAACCUUCUUCAAAUGAUUGAUAUUACAAAUGAAUUACGUUUGAGUGUAGAAUUCAAUAUUACACCUGCUCUCGGAAUAGCUAAGACAAUCAAUUAUUCUUUACCGAUUGACGUUCACACACGAUUUCUCUAUUAUAACUAUCUGGAUCGAGAAGAAUCAUUGUUCGACAAUACUGAUGAUAGUAGUCGAUCAAUUUCAGCAUCGAAACUUAAAACUCAGGCUACUCACGUGGUAACAGGUGUCAGUUGGGGAAUUGAAGUUCUUGCCAUUCUACAAUUAUCACCCGACGAUGCAUCCAAGAUCGAUAAUGUACUCAAUCAAAUACGUCAAUAUUUAACGAACAAUGACACUAAUCUCGACAUGACAUCAGAUGAAAAGCGUUUACUUAAUCGAAUCAAUCGCACGACUAUCUAUUCGAAUAUUUAUAAACUAACUAAAAUAACGAACGUACUUGAUCUUUAUUGUAAAAUUGUUGAUGUUCGAAUGAAUCGUACUCGUCACUCACCAUUGACUUAUACACUUUGUCCUAUACGAUUUCUAUAUCCUGAAUAUUCAGAACGUGAUGUAAUCUAUAUUGCAUUAGAACCACGAAUUAUCGAGAAAAUUGAAUUAUAUUUACUUUCAUUAUCUUUUCAAUUCAAGAUAUUAAAAAAAUUAUUAGAACGUAAAUCUUUUCAAUCAUCAGAUGAGUAUCUUUGUCAACAAUUUCUUGAUGCACAAAAUCAAUUUUCAAAUUUGGAAAAAAUCUACACAAAACAAAUGAAAACAUUUCAAGAUUGGAUUAUUGAUAUUCGCAAAGGAAAAAUUUCUUCAAAUGUAACUAUUCAAGAAUUGAUUGAUAAUGAUCAAAAUGGAUUAAAAGAAGCUAUUAAUAACAUUAUUAUUCGUCUCAAUAGUUUAAAAGAAAGAGGAAGUUCAUUGCAUGAUCGACAAAUAACACAAACCGAACAUGAUUCAUACAAUGAUCAUCAUGAUGCAAAUAUCAAAUAUCAAUCAACAAAAGAUGAACGAAAUGAAAAUUUCAAGUAUCCAAUGGAUACAUCGGACGAGAAGUUUGAUCAAAAUUCUUCAUCAUUUGUCGAACUUGAGACAUAUCAUGAAUCCGUUAUUCCGUAUAUUGAUCGUCCAUUGAGAUCAGACAGUACUGAUGAGUUGUUAUUAGACGAUAAAAUUAGUACCGUACAUGUAUCACAUUCGAAGACUUCAUGGUCACCACGAACACAUCCUGAGUCUUCUUCAUUAAUCCCAACCGAAGAAACAACAAACAUACUUCUUCUUGGUGAAAUCGGUGUUGGAAAAUCAACUUUUAUCAAUGCUUUUGCUAACUAUUAUUCAUUUGAUACAUUCGAUAGUGCUCAAUUUGACACACCGGUCGUUGUAACUCCAAGCUCAUUUCUGAUAACGACACGUGAUUCUUCUGUAAUCUCAAUACAUGCCCGACUUGGUACAUCGAACUCCAAUGAAAUACAAGAUAAUUAUGAUCAUUCAACGACUCAACAAUGUAAAUCCUAUCUAUUUCACAUGCAUGACGGAACAAAGAUUCGAUUUAUUGAUACACCAGGACUCGGAGAUAUGGAUGGCUGGAAUCAAGAUCAUCUACAAAUGCAAAAUAUAUUAUCAUUUAUCAAUAAUUUGCCAUAUUUAAAUGCCGUAUGCUUUUUACUUAAACCAAAUUUUUCAAGAUUUUCUGUUUAUGAAUCUUGUUUUCAACGACUUUUUACUUUUUUUGGUGAAAAUAUCCGUCAAAAUAUUAUUUUCUGUUUUACACAUUCGUUUUCCAUGCAAUUCAAUUCUACUGAUGGAAUUCGUUUAUUUGAAUCACAAUUAAAAUCAAUAUCAAAUCAUGGAAUUCGAAUGAAAAAAGAAAGUACAUUUUAUUUCGAUAGUGAAUCUUUUCGUUAUUUAGUUGCUUUACAUAAUUCAAUUGAAUUCGAUGAUGCAUCAAUGUAUCAUAUAAAAUCCAGCUGGUCAAAAUCGAAGAUUGAAGCGAUACGUUUUCUUCGAUAUAUUAAAAUGCAACUUAUUCCAUUUCAAAUCGAUCGAAAAUGUCAAUCGAUUGAACAUGCUCAACUUGAAAUUCAAUAUAUGAUCCGUCCCAUGUUAGAAACAAUGCGAAAUAGGUUGCGAAAUCAUCUCUUGUGGACUAGAGAUUCAUCAAAUACAUCAAUCGAAUUAUGUCCAAAAGCUAUUUCAUCUAAUAUAGCACUUUGUUUAUCAUGCCAGUCUCAUUGUGAUCGGUUUGGAAAGUUUUGGAUAUGUCUCAACAAGCAACAUAAAUUGGAUAGAAACAAAUGUUUUUCUUGUAUUUGUAACUUGAAACGUCAUGUUUCAAUCGAUUAUCAACUAGAUUAUAAGUUGGCAUUGAAUCAACGCAAAUAUAAUUACAAUGAAAUGACCAAUAUUAUUGAACUAAUCAAACUUAGUGCAUAUUUUGCUAAUGUUCUUCUAUGUGGUUCUGAUGAUUCGCAAAAUGAUCCAUUCUUGUUUAGUAUCGAUCAAAUGAUUAAGGAAGAAUAUUUUAUUUAUUCACAUUAUCAUCCAAAUAUUUUCAAUUUGAAAUUAUAUGACUCACUCAAAGAUCUCAAGCGUCAUUAUCAACAAGAUAUGGAGGAAAUGUCCAACAAGCAAAGAGAUUAUAUCGAUUUAUCUCGUAUUGAUGAACGAAUCAAAUAUGUUAGCACUUUGCCAAUGAUAGACGAACAAAUAAAUGCUAUAAAACAAAGUCGUGAAUUGUUUAUUAUCGAACAUGAAUAUCAAGUAUCGCUCAAAAACAAACGUAAAUCAUAA